Messenger RNA from Dermacentor silvarum, 2956 nucleotides. RefSeq names its product dolichyl-diphosphooligosaccharide--protein glycosyltransferase subunit STT3B (gene Stt3B). The coding region runs from base 75 to 2438 and encodes 787 amino acids. Gene Ontology annotation, cellular component: membrane. NCBI's taxonomy places the organism in Eukaryota, Metazoa, Arthropoda, Arachnida, Ixodida, Ixodidae. Gene Ontology annotation, molecular function: dolichyl-diphosphooligosaccharide-protein glycotransferase activity. Gene Ontology annotation, biological process: post-translational protein modification. The record is from RefSeq and is a predicted model, not a curated record. The transcript is spliced from 16 exons.
AGCCAACUGUUCCUCUCCUGUGGCAGACGCUGGUUGGUUAGCAUUCCCCUAACAACGUGUCGGUGUUUACCGACAUGGCGGGGACCGGCAAGAAGGCCGACGGCCUGUUUCGGCAAAGUAUUGGUUGGCAAACUCUGCUUCGUUUCACAAUCUUGGCCCUAGCAUGGCUCGUCGGUUUCAGCUCGCGGCUGUUUGCCGUUAUACGCUUCGAGAGCAUCAUCCACGAGUUCGACCCAUGGUUCAACUACCGGUCGACGCACUACAUGGUCAAGCAUGGGUUUUACAAUUUCCUAAACUGGUUCGAUGAAAGAGCCUGGUACCCACUUGGAAGGAUAGUGGGUGGAACGGUAUACCCCGGGCUUAUGAUAACAUCUGGGGCUAUCCACUAUGUCCUAAGCCUUCUCCACAUAACCGUACACAUACGAGAUGUAUGCGUCUUCUUAGCACCUGUGUUUAGUGGGCUGACUGCACUUGCAACAUACUUCUUAACAAAAGAACUUUGGAGUGAUGCGGCAGGUCUUUUUGCAGCCUGUUUCAUAGCUAUUGUGCCUGGCUACAUCAGCCGUUCGGUGGCCGGAAGCUAUGACAACGAAGGCAUUGCCAUCUUCGCACUCAUGUUCACAUAUUUCCUGUGGGUCAAGGCAGUCAAAACUGGUGCCAUCUUCUGGGCAGUUCUUACUGCACUUUCCUACUUCUACAUGGUCUCUGCAUGGGGUGGCUAUGUCUUCAUUAUUAACCUCAUUCCACUGCAUGUGUUUGUGCUGCUGCUGAUGAACCGGUUUUCAAACCGAAUCUACAUAGCCUACAACACUUUCUUCAUACUCGGCCUGCUCAUGUCCAUGCAAAUCCCAUUUGUUGGCUUCCAGCCAGUGCGCACUAGUGAGCACAUGGCUUCAGCAGGUGUAUUUGUGCUGUUGAAUGCCUAUGCCCUGCUCAAGUACCUGCAAACCUUUUUCUCCCGGUCCGAGAUGAAGACUUUAUUCUUUGGCGCUGUAGCUGCAGUAGCUGGACUGGUGUUUCUGUCUGUGGUCAUUCUUACCUACGCAGGCUACAUUGCUCCGUGGAGUGGUCGCUUCUACUCCCUUUGGGACACGGGCUAUGCCAAGAUCCACAUUCCAAUCAUUGCCUCAGUAUCCGAGCACCAGCCGACCACGUGGUUCUCCUUCUUCUUUGACCUGCACGCCCUGGUGGCUACAUUUCCAGUUGGCCUCUGGUACUGCGUCAAGAACAUCAAUGAUGAGCGGGUGUUCAUUGUGCUGUAUGCUGUGACAUCGGUGUACUUUGCUGGCGUGAUGGUUCGGCUGAUGCUGACGCUGACGCCUGUGGUGUGCGUGCUGAGUGCCAUUGCCUUCUCGAGCACCCUGAAGCUGUACCUGCAAGAGGAGGAGCCCAAGGCUGGACAGCAGGCCAGCAGCAACCACCAGGGUGGCCAGGCCAGCAGCAGCAGCCAGGGCGACAGCGACGACAGUGACGAUGGCCGCGAGAAGAAGAAGCUCUACGACAAGGCAGGCAAGCUUCGCAAGAUCAAGUCUGACCAAGGUCGUGAGAAUGUGGGCCUAGGCACCAACGUGCGGAGCAUAGUGGUUGUUGUGCUGAUGAUGAUCCUCAUGAUGUUUGCUGUCCACUGCACUUGGGUUACCAGCAAUGCAUAUUCUAGUCCCAGCAUUGUGCUUGCUUCCUACAGCUCGGAUGGAUCAAGGGCCAUUUUGGACGACUUCCGGGAGGCUUACUACUGGCUUUCUCAGAACACCCAUGAAAAUGCACGUGUGAUGUCAUGGUGGGACUACGGGUAUCAGAUAGCAGGCAUGGCCAACCGUACAACUCUGGUAGACAACAAUACAUGGAACAACAGUCACAUCGCACUGGUAGGAAAGGCCAUGUCAUCAAAUGAAACUGCAGCAUAUGAGAUCAUGAAAGCACUGGAUGUGGACUAUGUCCUUGUCAUCUUUGGUGGUGUGAUUGGCUACUCUGGUGAUGACAUUAACAAAUUCCUUUGGAUGGUCAGAAUUGCAGAAGGUGAACACCCCAAGGAUAUAAAGGAAACUGAUUACUUCAAUGACAAAGGAGAGUUCAGAGUAGACGAGUAUGGAUCCCAAACACUGCUCAACUGCCUGAUGUACAAGAUGAGCUAUUACCGCUUUGGUGAAGUCCAGCUCGACUACCGGUCGCCACCCGGCUUUGACCGCACGCGCAACAUGGAGAUAGGCAACAAGCACUUCACCCUCGAGCACCUCGAGGAGGCAUACACGACCGAGCACUGGCUGGUGCGCAUCUUCAAGGUGAAAAAGGAGGCCAACCGUCCACGCAUCCCCUACGUCCAGCGCCAGAUCAAGGCUCGGAGCACCUUUGUCUCCAAAAAGAGCUCCCGCAAGAAGAAGGGAUUCAUCAAAAACAGGCCCAAUGUAGUCAAAGGAAAGAGGUCAGCGAGAAACAUGUAGGACUAUCAAAUCAAAUUUCUUUGCAAGGAAAAGAAGUUGUAAAUGCUGUCCCCAAUGCACGUGGACUUGCGCAUAGUCAUCAUGUGAAGACGAAGAUAUUUCUUUUUUUUUUUUCUUUGUUAUUUUUUACUUGCUACGGACAACCGUGGGUGCCUCCAUCCAGUGUGUUGUGUGUGUGCGCAUCGGAGUGCAAGUUCAGCUUUCGUUCAUCCGCUACGGGUGCAACAGGGGCAAGCACCUGUUCUCUCUCCAUUUUUUUCCUGUGGCAUUCACUACUGUUUGCGCAGCUGACGAAGAGAGAUUCCAUCGCCCAGAGGAAGCUUAGUUUUUAUUUACCACUGUUUUUUGUUGGCUAUUUUUGAACUCUUAUUCUGGGACUUGAGUGAGCAAGCACUUCUGUGGUGGUUUUUUUUUUUUUUUUCUUUCUCAUUACCGUGUGGAUGACUCAUUAUUGGAGAAAGUGUCUGGGGUUGUUGAUAUAAUGAAUUUGCUUUGGUAAAUAAAUACACUAAGGAAGA